Molecule: messenger RNA, 2280 nt
Organism: Ostreobium quekettii
Lineage: Eukaryota; Viridiplantae; Chlorophyta; Ulvophyceae; Bryopsidales; Ostreobiaceae
Source: the annotation of a GenBank genome assembly
AUGACGCAGCUCCUGCCCGACGUUGACGCCGAGCGGGAGAAGUGCAGGGAGUUCCUUGAGGGAUUCAAGGCGGCUGGCGCAGGAGGAGCGACAGAACGCAAGUACCAAGCCGCCCUGCAAAACAUUGCCAAUCGGGAGCAGAAAACAUUGGACAUCUACCUUGACGACCUCCAUGAGUUCUUUGCGGAAUCAGACCCUGAAUUCUCGAAGUCCGUGGAACACAAUUCAAGGCGGUAUGUGAAGCUGUUCUGUGAGGCAGCCGAUUCUGCGAUGCCUGCACCCACAAGGAGUGAUAUUGCAGAAGACAUCUUCGAUGUCAUCGCAGAUGAGGUGAACCAGUACCAACAGAAAGAGAGGCUGGACCAGCUCAUGAUGUCGGGUCAGCUGCCCGCUGAGGACCCAAACCAAGGGCAAGCCAUGCGGGCCGACAUGCCCGGUGUCCCGAUCAAUGAGCUACCCCCCGCCCUGCUGCGCAGAUUCGAUGUUUGCCUGAAGAUGCGUGGCACAGCCCCACUGGUGAACCUGAGGGCGGUGUCCUCUGCACACGUUGGCAGCCUCGUCGCUUUCAAGGGCAUCGUGACGUACAUGACGGAUGUGAAGCCCCUGAUUCGCAUCGCCACCUAUGUGGACAAUGAGAGCGGUCAGCAGGUGUACCAGGAGGUCACGGGUCGGUCCUUCAUGCCCCUCCAGACGGCGCCCCAGUCGCCCUCCCAGCCCUCCAGGCCUUCCUGCCUGCAGUUGGAGCCCCUCAGUUCCAAAUUUGUCAAAUUUCAGGAGCUCAAAGUUCAGGAGAUGGCAGAGGAGGUUCCAGAGGGCUCCACACCUCGUGCCCUGACAGUCCACUGCACUGGGGACCUCACCCGGUUGGUGAAACCAGGCGACCAAGUGGUUAUAUCUGGAGUGCUAUGCCCUCAACCCUACACCGGCUUCAGGGCCCUCAGGGCUGGUCUUGUGACGUCAACCUUCAUCGAGGCAAUGGAAAUAAAAGUGGACAAGGUCAGCUACACUAAGGUGGCGGUGUCUGACGACGACCAAGAGAUGAUACAGCAACUCCGAGCGGAGGGUAACGUGUACAACAGGCUCUCCCAGAGCAUCGCCCCUGAAAUAUUUGGUCAUGAAGACGUCAAAAAGGCGCUGCUCCUGCUCAUGGUGGGCGGUGUCACCAAUGAGCUGGGGGAUGGCAUGAAGCUGCGUGGUGACAUCCACAUGUGCCUCAUGGGGGAUCCCGGAGUGGCCAAGAGUCAGCUGCUGAAACACAUCGUCAACAUAUCUCCCCGUGCAGUAUAUUCCACUGGAAAAGGCUCUUCAGGUGUGGGUCUCACGGCUGCAGUGGUCCGCGACCCUGUGACCAACGACUUCAUCCUGGAGGGAGGCGCCCUGGUGCUGGCUGACAAGGGUAUAUGCUGCAUCGACGAGUUCGACAAGAUGGAUGAGGGAGACAGGACGGCAAUACACGAGGUGAUGGAACAGCAGACUGUGAGCAUCGCAAAAGCGGGGGUGACCACCACCCUGAACGCCCGCACGACUGUGCUGGCUGCGGCCAACCCUGCAAUGGGGAGAUACGACCCCAGGCGGUCGCCCACAGAGAACAUUGCCCUUCCGGCGGCACUGCUGUCUCGUUUCGACCUGAUGUGGCUCAUACUUGACAGGCCAGAGGAAGACACGGACGCAGCGCUCGCCGACCACGUUUUGAAAGUUCACAAGACGGGCGAGCCUCCCGCGCCUGAGGACUUCGAGCCGCUGACGCCCCGCCAGCUGAGGGCGUACAUCAGGGCCGCAAAGCAGUACAGACCGACGGUGCCUGACGAGCUCACAGAGUACAUCGCGGGCGUGUAUGCGGAGCUUCGGUCCGAUGAGCAGAAGACGAAGGUGCCGCACUCAUACACGACGCCACGCACGCUCAUGUCCAUCCUCCGCCUGAGCCAGGCGCUGGCGAAGCUGAGGUUCGCGUCCACCGUUGUCCAGUCGGACGUCGACGAGGCCCUGCGCCUGAUGAAGAUGUCCAAGUCCAGCCUCAGCGACCGGCGCGGCCAGCGCGGCCGCCAGGACCCCGUGUCUGCCGUGUACAGGCGCAUGAACGACCACUGGCGGCGGGACGCACGGGCGCGGCGGCACGGCAUCCCCUUCGCCAAGAUCCGGGAGCUGUGCACGGGGCUGGUGACCGACAGGGAGGGUCCCGGUGCGCUCAUCAGGCAGUGCCUGGAGGAGUACAGCGAUCUGGGCGUCAUCGUUGUGCAGCGUGAUGCCAGCGGCCAGGAGAUCGUUCGUUUCAUCGAGUAG